CCAGAAGCGAGAGCUAGACUUGGAGGGAAUUGAGCGGAGUUUAAAUGUGGCUGUUCUUGAAUUAAAGGAAACCAGCUCCUCACCCUCUUCCUCAACCCCUCCCACAUUAUAUAACAGAAGGAUCAGAGCUGCUCGACAAACACUCGCACCUAGCAAAUAGCUACAUGCAACCACGUGGAGAGCUCCAAUCCACCGACGACAUACCGUACUGAUCGCUCUCUGUUCGCAAAUAUACCAUCUCUCGAAGUGAUCAGAACCUGAGCAGCGGCGGCGGCGGCGGCGGCAGUGACGAUGAGCAGGAACAGCGGCAAGGCGUCGAAGCUGGAGUUCCUCAGGCUGGGCCUGUCGAGGGCGAGGGGCGGGCCGUCGACGACGACGACUGCGCGGCCGGGCGGCGACAGCAGCAACGGGAGCACGACGUCGCCGCGCCGGGUUUCGUCCUCCUCAUCGUCCACCGCAUCGCCGCCGAGCUCGUGCGUGUCGUCGGAGGGCAGCCCGGAAGCAGCUGCUGCGCCGGGCGGCGGCGCGGCGCCCAUGGUCCUGGCCGGGUGCCCCCGGUGCAUGAUGUAUGUGAUGCUGUCCCGGGAGGACCCCAGGUGCCCCAGGUGCCAUAGCGCCGUACUGCUCGACUUCAACGACGGCGACCAGCGCCGCCCGCGGCAUCGUCGGUGAAGCCACACGUGAUCGAGCUGAUCAAUCGAAUAGGCUGCUGAGCUGAGUUCUUGCCUUCAAGCUUGUCGUCGUCGUCGUAGCUUUACCAUUUGUGAUCGACUUUGUUUGGAUUACCAUAGGAAUUAUUGCAUAGACCUGUUUCUUACGCGUGGUGCGCUGUCAAAGGGAUCGGUCUAGGUAAUAAUUUCGUGUUUUAUUAUGUCCUGUGCAAGUGUUCUGUUGAGAAUUAUUGCAUCAAGUCUGUUCUGCUGAUGAACAUUUUUAAUUGAAGUUAUGCUCUUGUCA
Phragmites australis (common reed) is the source of this 957-nucleotide messenger RNA. Its product is annotated as protein GL2-INTERACTING REPRESSOR 1-like. The record is from RefSeq and is a predicted model, not a curated record. The transcript is spliced from 2 exons. The coding region runs from base 292 to 672 and encodes 126 amino acids. NCBI's taxonomy places the organism in Eukaryota, Viridiplantae, Streptophyta, Magnoliopsida, Poales, Poaceae.